Molecule: messenger RNA, 5649 nt
Organism: Penaeus chinensis
Lineage: Eukaryota; Metazoa; Arthropoda; Malacostraca; Decapoda; Penaeidae
Product: rho-associated protein kinase 1-like
Exons: 27
Coding region: 930-5012 (1360 amino acids)
Biological process (GO): cortical actin cytoskeleton organization; mitotic cytokinesis; regulation of cell junction assembly
Cellular component (GO): cytoplasm; cytoskeleton
Molecular function (GO): small GTPase binding; Rho-dependent protein serine/threonine kinase activity; ATP binding
Source: RefSeq, a predicted model, not a curated record
AUGCCCGGGGAUGCCACAGUGGGCCUAGAUGCCUUCCCUGAGAACCCUGGGGGCGAUUUAGAGCGAGACUAAGGCGAAGAACAGGUGUUUAUAUCUCUUUGACAGGUGUUCCUGUUGAAUAUCUAUGACUAAUCGCUGUCCCUUGAGAUCCUGCAGAAGCUCCUUAUUAAGGGAUUUCUGGAGGAUUUCAGGAGGAAAGGAAUUUCCGAGACGUCAGGGAGUGAGAGGAGGCGGCGAGAGGGGACUUCAGGAAUAGGAAAAUUAGGAACGAGAAGGAAUCCCAGGUAGAAGAGGAGGCUGAGGUCCUGCCCUUAAGUGCCCGGCAGGGUAUGUGAGGGAGGCGCCCUGGCUGCCCUCCUGCCCUGGCUCUCUUGCCCGGAUUUUUACCCCUGUUUCCUUGUUGCCUCUGUCUCUGUCUCAAGGGGAGGACUCAUUCUUGGAAAACAGUUGAGGGUAUUUACAAGUGGAGACUGUCCUGCACUCAGUGCCUGGCAGUGCUUGCGAGUGGAGUAUCCGUCUGUUGCUUGCCCUUUAUUCUCAUCAUUAUUCGCUCCUGUCCUGAUGUGUCUUCUCAUAUUUGGUCAGGGUAGGGUCGCAAUGUCUUGGAGGUGGAGAGAGCGACAGCGUUUUGUGUCCAAGCCUUUGAAUGUGCGUCACUGGGGACAAGUGCGGUUCACGCUUUCAGUUUGUCAGUGAUUAUGAAUUUCUUUUUUCAUUCUAUUCUUGGCAAGCGGGUGAAAUUUAAGCUUCAUAGUGGGGAUUGAGAAGCGAAAUAGAAACUUGUCUUGGAAAGGGCACGUCUUGUGAAUGUUGGAGGUAGCUAUCCAGAAUAGGCCCAUGCAGAGACCAGGAAAAUCCAUAUAAAUGUCAUAAAGAAUACAUAUGACAUUAUUUUUAAUUAAUGAAGAUAACCAGCACAGAGCAAAGAAAUGGAGUCAAUCAGUGACACAGACCGUCUGCAGCGCCUCCAGGAUCUGGAGGGGCAGCUGCGGGACCCCCGGGGUGUCAUGAAUGUUGACUCUCUCCUGGACUCGAUGCAGGCGAUGGUCGCAGACUUAGAUCAUCAAGCCAUCAAGAGAAAUAAAAAUGUGGAAGCCUUUCUCAAUAGAUAUCGGGAGGCUGUGCUGGAUGUGGAGAUACUUCGAAUGCGUGCUGAUGACUUCCUUAAUAUCAAAGUCAUUGGCAGAGGGGCAUUUGGAGAAGUACAACUAGUUAGACAUAAAUUUACAAAGCAGAUCUAUGCAAUGAAAUUACUGAGUAAAAUUGAGAUGAUCAAAAGGUCUGAUUCUGCCUUUUUCUGGGAAGAACGAGACAUUAUGGCUCAUGCAAACUCAGAAUGGAUUGUUCAGCUGCACUUUGCCUUCCAAGAUUCAAAAUUUCUUUACAUGGUCAUGGACUAUAUGCCAGGUGGUGACUUAGUGAACCUGAUGUCCAACUAUGAUGUACCAGAGAAAUGGGCCAAGUUCUAUUGCGCAGAAGUGGUCCUAGCACUGGAUGCAAUCCAUUCCAUGGGAUUUGUUCACAGAGAUGUAAAGCCAGAUAACAUGCUCUUGGAUGGUAGUGGUCACCUCAAACUGGCAGACUUUGGGACUUGUAUGAAGAUGGAUAAGGACGGACUUGUAAGAUCAGACACAGCUGUAGGAACGCCAGAUUAUAUAUCUCCCGAAGUCCUCAAGUCGCAGGGUGGGGAAGGGGUCUAUGGGAGAGAGUGUGAUUGGUGGUCUGUCGGUGUCUUCCUCUAUGAAAUGCUAGUGGGUGACACACCCUUCUAUGCAGAUUCCUUGGUUGGCACCUAUGGCAAAAUCAUGGAUCACAAAAAUUCACUUAAGUUUCCUGAUGAUAUUGAAAUUUCCAUAGAUGCCAAGACUUUGAUCUGUGGUUUCUUGUCUGAUAGAUUAACAAGAUUAGGUAGAAAUGGUAUUGAAGAAAUAAAAUGUCUUCGAUUCUUUAUCAAUGAUCAAUGGACAUUUGACACAAUUAGAGAAUGUGUACCUCCUGUUGUGCCUGACCUCGCAAGUGAUGAUGACACAAGCAAUUUUGAUGAAGUGGAGAAUGAGGACACGCCUGAAGAAAACUUUGGAACCCCUAAGGCCUUUGUCGGGAACCAUCUUCCAUUUGUGGGGUUCACUUACUCCCGGGAUUACCAACUACUCACUUCUACAGACAAGACUGAUGGCAAAAGAAAUUUGGCAAGUGAUGGUAUGGAUAGCAGUAAUGAGAUUGCUGUGCUGACAGCUGAAUUGGAACACCAGAGAAAUCAGGUAGAAGAACUAGACUCCAAGUACAGGGUGACCCUAAACCAGCUGGAUUCACUCAUACAAAAGGAGCAGGAGAGACUACAGGAGAAGAGAGAUCUAGAGCGAAAGUUGGCUUUAUUACAACAUGACCUCAAAGAAGCCCAGAGAAAGGGGGAGUAUGAGGGUGAGGGGAGACGGAAGUUGGAUGCCCUAUAUCAGGAGGUUAAGAAAAAGCUCGAAGAUGAACAAAACAAACGCACUAGGGACCUGAACUCUGCGCAACAUGUCAGUGACAAGCUGAACUCUCUUGAAAAGCAGAUAAAAGAAGUUCAGGACAAACUGAAGGUUGAAACAGAUAAUAACACAAGAUUGCGUAAACAAAAUGCAGAGCUAAGUGUCAUGAACCAGCAGAAGGAAACGUCCAUUUCUGAUCUCUCGGAUAAGAUAUCCAGUGUCCAGACCAUCCGUGAUGUGUUAGAGCGCGAUAUAGCAAACCUUGGAGCACAGUUGGAGCAGGAGCGUGGGCAGAGGAACCACCAGGCAGAGCUGAUCUCGCAAGCUGAUGGCAAAAUUCAAAGUCUACAAGCGAAGCUUGAAAAUGCAUCUGAACGUGAGCAGGUUGCUCGCAAGGAAGCAGAAAAGGUUUCUGAACGUCUUGUACAGUUAGAGAAAGAUAGAACAUCUCUGGAGUUGGAAUUGAGAGGAAUGACAAGCAGAUAUGAGCAAGAAGCGCGAGCUUUGCGCGAAGCUAAUGCUGCCCCUACACACAACCACCAAUCUAGUGCUCAGGCUCUAGCAGCUUUGCAGGAACGGCUCAAUUUGGAGAAGCAGAAACGCCAGCAAGCAGAGGCAUCUAGUCAGGAGAAGGAACGUCAAAACUCUAUGUUGAGCGUUGACUACCGGCAGCUCCAGCAACAGCUACACAAGCUUGAAGGGGAGCACAGGAAGGAGUGCGAGAAGGUCAAAGCUCUUCAGAACCAGAUGGAGACAGAAAGUGAAAAGAGAACGGCUAUUGUUACCGACCUCCAAACUCAGUCAUCAGAAGUAUCCAUGUUGCGCACAAGAGAAAAGCAGUUGGUGCGUGACCUUGAAGAGAUGAAGGAAGCGCGGUCUAGUCUAGAAGAGGAGCUGCACAAACUUAAAACCCAAAAAUCGGUUGACGAUGUGCAGAUGAGAGAACUGCAAGACACCCUUGAGGCUGAGCAGUACUUCUCAACAUUGUACAAGACUCAGGUACGCGAGUUGCGUGAGGAGCUGGAAGAGAAGGGCCGGCAAAUCCUUGAACUGGAAGAAGAACGUACAAGUCUAACACAGCAGUUACAACUUACAGUAGCCAGAGCAGAUUCCGAGGCUUUGGCACGUUCCAUCGCUGAGGAGACUGUUGCAGAUCUUGAAAAGGAGAAAACUGUUAAGGAGCUGGAGAUUAAUGACCUCAUAUCCAGACAUACUGUUGAUAUGAAUAACAAAGAGACUGCCUUCAAUGCUGUCAAGGAGAGAGAGGAAGAGCUUACAAAGUCUGUGGAAGCACUUAAGAAGGAGAAGGAAGCCCUUAAUUCUCAGAUCCAAAGCCUUGAGGAAGCCAAGAAAACUGCAGAUAAUGAUCGUAAAAAUGAACAAGACAAACUUAGUAAACAGUUGAAGCAGGAACAGCUCCUCAAGAUGCAAGCAGUCAAUAAGUUAGCAGAAAUAAUGGCUCGCAAGGAGAACCUUCCAGCGAAUCGUAAACCCAAGGCUGCUGCCAUUGACCUCAGAAAGAAGGAGAAAGAAUGCCGUAAAUUGCAGCAGGAACUCACCAUGGAAAGAGACAAAUUCUCCCAGAUGGUUUCCAAACACCAAAAGGAAAUACAAGACCUCCAGGCACUGCUUUCUGAGGAGAGUCAAGCAAAAAUGAGACUACAGAUGGAAGCAGAUGCCAAGGAUUCGGAGAUAGAAUCCCUGACGUGCAAGCUGGCCAACGUCAAUAGUGAGACAGCAUCACUCAGUAGUGGUGCAGAUAAUGAUCUAGAUGAGAUGGACAACCGGCUGGAGGGCUGGCUCUCAGUGCCUAACAAACAGAAUAUCAAACGUCAUGGAUGGCGGAGACAGUACGUGGUCGUCUCAUCCAGAAAGAUCAUCUUCUAUAAUUCAGAGAAUGAUAAGCAAAACUCAGAUCCUAUAUUAAUCCUAGACCUUACGAAACUCUUCCACGUUCGUUCGGUCACACAAGGGGAUGUUAUUCGAGCAGAUGCAAGAGAUAUUCCCAGAAUAUUUCAGCUUCUGUAUGCUGGAGAGGGAGAGAGCCGUAAGCCUGGGGAGAACCCAGGUCCGUUGGCUCCGUAUGACAGUGCAGGCCCUGAUAAAGCAGGGACUCUAGUCCAUAAGGGUCACGAGUUCCUGGCCAUUAGCUUCCACAUGCCUACAAAUUGUGAGGUGUGUCAGCGGCAUUUAUGGCACAUGUUCAAGCCACCUCCAGCACUGGAGUGCAGACGGUGUAGAAUGAAAAUUCACAGGGAUCACCUAGAACGGAAGGAGGAAUUAGUUGCGCCAUGUAAAGUCAACUAUGAUUUAAAUACUGCCAAGGAAAUGUUACUUUUGGCACCCACGGUAGAUGAGCAACAGAACUGGGUGUUGCGGUUGUCCAAAAAGAUUCAAAAGUCUGGGUACAAGGCUAACAAUGCUGGAGGUCCCGACGGUGCCAAAGUCUCCCCAAGAGAGUCCACCAGAUCAGCCUACCGUCCCUUCGUUGUACAGAAAUCUGCAACUUUGCCCCCCAACUCCAAUUUAAGCAGAAAAUAGUAAAUACUAGUUGCCAGUGUGUUUUGAUUUAGACAUGCAAGCCUAUAUGGUUUGGUUGAGAUUGCUUAACUAGUGAUAAUUUUCAAAAUCAAAGUGAUAAUAUGCAAUGUUUUCACUUAGAAAUUGACUUGAUGGAAAAAGUGACGCAAUCCCUCCAUGCACAUGAAAAAGGAAUUUGAUUGAACAAAAGAGUGAACAGUGAAUUGACAGUAGUCACUUAUAACACUAUUGAAUGGACUUGCAGUGUAGAGUGAUUACUCUUGGUUUGAGCAUAAUGUAGGCAAGUGCCUUAACUGCCCUAGUUAGUUGCAAUUACGGACUUUGUAUAAUCCCAAAAAUACUUUCAUUCAGGUGUAAGACCCAGUAGUGUGACAUGAGGAUAACAAUAAUUAUGAUAUUUUGCUGAAUCACUGAUGAAGUGGAAAGCUAAAAGAAUUUUUGGUACAAGAAAGCCUUAUUUUGUAUAUGUUUCUAAUAUUAUCUGUAACAAUUUUAUACGUAGGUAAGCUGUCCUCCACUCUUGUCCAUGCGUUUAGACUGUUGAAGAUAAGUGUUUCAGAAGCCAAACUUAAUAGUCAGAAAGAAAAGGACUUACUUGAAAUUUCUAGACCUCAUUUAAAUAUAAUUGUAAAUGAUA